Colossoma macropomum (tambaqui) is the source of this 2521-nucleotide messenger RNA. Its product is annotated as oxysterol-binding protein-related protein 10-like. Gene Ontology annotation, molecular function: cholesterol binding. The record is from RefSeq and is a predicted model, not a curated record. Gene Ontology annotation, cellular component: cytosol; intracellular membrane-bounded organelle; membrane. Lineage: Eukaryota; Metazoa; Chordata; Actinopteri; Characiformes; Serrasalmidae.
GCUGGUGUAGAGUUGGUCUCGCCCAGUGAAGAAGUGAUGGACACUGAGGAGAAUGUGGAGGAGGAGCUGGGGGUUCUGGAGGACCAGAGGAGUGUCAUUCUACACCUGCUGUCACAACUUAAACUGGGCAUGGACCUCACACGGGUUGUUUUGCCUACGUUUAUCCUGGAGAAGCGCUCCCUGCUGGAGAUGUACGCCAACUUCAUGGCCCAUCCGGACAUGUUCCUGGCUGUCUCCACGGGAGCGACCCCUGAGGAGCGGAUGGUGCGGUUUGUGGAGUAUUACCUAACCGCCUUCCACGAAGGACGUAAGGGUGCCGUGGCCAAAAAGCCGUAUAACCCCAUCCUGGGGGAAACAUUCCACUGUUCUUGGGAGGUUCCUCGGGACAAAGUGAGACCCCUCAGGACUCAAACACAUUCCGCCGGGCCAGGGGCCACUCAGGAGGCGGCGGAGAUGGGGUCAGGGAGUUAUCGGGUGCGAUUUGUGGCUGAGCAGGUUUCCCAUCAUCCCCCGGUGUCAGCGUUUUACUGCGAGUGCCGAGAGAGAGAGAUGUGCGUGAAUGUUCACGUCUGGACCAAGAGCAAGUUCAUGGGCAUGUCUGUGGGAGUGUCCAUGGUGGGGGAAGGUGUGCUGAGCCUGUUGGAGCAUGGGGAGGAGUAUGUGUUUACUCUGCCAUCUGCUUACGCCCGCUCCAUCCUCACUGUCCCGUGGGUGGAGCUGGGGGGGAAAGUGACCAUCAGCUGCGCUAAGAGCGGAUACUCUGCUACAGUCACCUUCCACACCAAGCCUUUCUACGGGGGAAAAGUGCACAGGGUAACAGCGGAGGUGAAACAGAACUCGACGGGCACCAUCGUGUGCAAGGCUCAGGGCGAGUGGAACGGUACUCUGGAGUUCAGCUACAGCAGCGCAGACACCAAAGUUAUCGACACGACCAAACUGCCCGUCAUAAAGAAGCUGAUCCGGCCAGUGGAGAAGCAGAGCCGGACUGAGUCCAGGCGGCUGUGGCAGCACGUCACCGGUGCGCUGAAAGAGGGCAACAUCGAUGCAGCGACAGAACACAAGCAUCAGCUGGAGGAGGGGCAGCGGGAAGAGGAGAGACAGAGAGCAGACAGUGGGUCACCAUGGAAACCCAAAUACUUCACCAAACAGGGUGAUGGCUGGGUCUACAAUAACCCCUUAUGGAAAACCCAUUGAGCAGUCCCUGGACACUGCCUCUAAAAGCUGGACACACUUCUAACACUGGCAGCCUCAGGUCCACUUCAAACUCUGGAGAGACGAGAGCUGAGCAGGACAACGCAAGAAGACUUGUGGACAAACGGGACCAAACAGAAGAAACAGGCUUUGAAUUAUUAUUGCUGCCUCUUGGCGUUGAUGAACUUUAGAUGAACUUUAAGGUGAGAAAAAAGGUACUAGUUCUUUAUUCUCUACAUACAAUCUAAACUUAGAAACUGUUAUAGUAGACUACUUUUAUAUAACAAUAUUAUACUAUAUAUAUAUACAGUAUGUAGAAUAUAUUCUAUUUUUCACCCAAGCCUUUGGUUUGCAUUCACACCUACCUGUGCAUGGUGCGUCUGAAGUGAUUUUCCAUGUGGUGCUUCUUUCUUUUAUCAUCGACCAUCAAUGCAGAAGCUUCCAAGAGUUUCAUAUCAUAACAACCACCUGGGAAACCCUCAAGUUUUCUCUUCUAAAAGUUUAAUGCGGACCUUCCAGAGAGAUUAGAUCAGUCUCAGUGGUCGCUUCUCUUUUUCCAACCCUGAAAGAACCUUCUGAGAUGAAUGUAUGGCCCAGUGACCCCGUUGGCUAAUUGUAGCAUUGCUAAAGACCCUCAUUCAGUUAGAUGAAAAAUGACCUGCCAUGUCUUCUCAAUCAUUUCUCUUUGAUGCCUGCAUGUAGGUCAGUCCCGAUGACUUGAUCUUUAAUGGGCCUCAACAGGAUGGCAUUGUUAGGAGUAAUUGAGGAGAAAAUGAGAUUUGACUCUGUGUAGUUUAGGGGGAAUGGGUCAGUAUUAUACCUCACCGUUUUCACUCAGAGAUUUAGCAGGUAACGGAUUCAGAUCUUUGGAAACAGACACUCGUUUUUUUAAAGACACUUGUUUCUUAUCACUUUGCACUUUUGUUCACACAGAGGCCUCAACUUUAGUGCCCACUUUACACUUGACUUUGAGGCACUUUCUGUUGGUUUCUAGCUUAAUCAGAUAAUAUGUCUUAAAGGAACAGGUCUCGAAAUGCUAACAGGGCUAAUGAGUAAAAGCCUGCAGCUCCCAGUUAGCAUGAUGUUAAUUAGGGCCUUCCAGCUUUGAGUUUUAAAAGCCAUGUUGGGGUGGAAAGUUGUUUUUUGGUGGAUAUAAUUAGGCUUAUCAAAUGUUCCGGUGGACGAAUGUGGGAACUCACACUCACACAUUUUUAUUGUUUUAGAUAACCGUCAUGGCAAUCACAGUGCGUCUCUAUCGUGUUUUGAAAUGUCCUGACUGUUAUUUGCUACUGCUUGUUAAUCAACUGCUAAUAAAAGAAACAAAUUAAAA